Molecule: messenger RNA, 1170 nt
Organism: Fusarium sp. VM40
Lineage: Eukaryota; Fungi; Ascomycota; Sordariomycetes; Hypocreales; Nectriaceae
Source: the annotation of a GenBank genome assembly
AUGAAGACCGCCACUCGUUUCUCUUCGGCCUUGAUAGCCACCACGGCUCUUGCCGGCGCUGCUUCCGCUAAGGUGUUGGAUUUGCCCAUUAUCAUCAAAGAUGGCUAUAAAAUGGUCGACUUUGGUGUUGGCGAGCCCGCUCAGCACUUCAAGCUCCUCUUCGAUACUGGCAGUGCGUCUGCUUGGAUGGUCGACGCCGAGUGCGCCGAAACUUGCUCUCACGUCGACAAGGGCCACCGCACCGGCUACAACAUCAGCAAGUCCUCUACCGGCAAAUUGACAGGACAGGACGCUUCAAUUGACUACCUCGGUGGCCGAGUUGCCGGCCCGACAGUCAAGGAGCAGUUCUCGGCGGGAGGAUUGACAUUCGAGGCUUCUUUCAUCGCAGCCAACGAGAGCAACUGGUCGGCUCUUGCUGCUGCUGGCUUCAUGGGUCUUUCGUUUGGCAGCAUCGCCGACGGUGGCGCCACUCCUAUUUUCGAGACUCUGAUGGCGGAGAAGUUGAUGGACGAGCCUCGCUUCGGCAUCUACUACUCCCGUGCGGACGGUGACGAUACCAACGGUGCUCCCGGCAAAGGUGUUCUCACCCUCGGCGGCUCCAGGGAGGACAAGUACGUCGACGGUGACUUGAUCACCAUCGAUCUCACCACCGGCGGCAAUGGAGAUUACGAUGUUUGGCGAUCUGUUCUGCACACUGUCACCGGAUCUUCCAAGUCGAGCAACUCCACCAAGAGCAAGAAGCAAGACUUCGCCAUGAACGGCGCCAGCAUCGUCUUCGACACCGGCGCCUCCAGCAUCGCGCUGCCCCAGGGCCAACUCGAGGAGAUGUACGAGUCCAUCGGGAUGAACUGGACGGCCAUCAUCAACGGCGAGCACAUCCCUCUCUGCAGCGAGUUCACCGACGACUGGUCCAUCACGCUGCAGGUCGGUUUCUACGGCUCGGAGAAGAACCUCACCAUCACCGGCGACCAGAUGGCUCUCCCUGGAUUUGCGAACCGAGAGGAUGCCUGCUGGCCUCCGUUUGAGGAGACGGACUCGACUGGUUUCUCGCUCAUCGGCACGAGGCUGUUGCGAAACUUUUACACCGUCUGGGACUACAGCGCGUUUCCCGCGGAUAAUGUUUUCAUGUCCCCUAAGGUUUCUUUCGGAAAGCUCAAGGCAGGAUAUUAG